AGAACCUUUUGUGUGUUGCUACACGAUUAAAGCGAGGAAAUACUUGGUUGUGAAAGGGAGUAAAUUAUACAAUCUCUAUGGGUUAACCUUUGCUGUCAAAGUGUGAAAUGGAAUUGUUUUGAAAUAGCGAAAUAAUUGAAAACGCAAAGAAAGAAGGUUUCGGUGAAACAGAGAGAAACGAGAAAGAAGCAAGGAGGGACAGCAUUGAUUGAAAGAUUAUUUAAUUUGACAGAGAAGCGAGAAAUUUGAAGCGAGUUUGCGAGGAAUUGGAAGAGAAGCGAAGUGAAUUGUGUUGAUUGCAAAAUGAAUUAUGGAAAGAAAUCUCCGAGUAUGGGUACGCCAUCGGUAUACUCGCACGUUACAACGCGUAGCAGUGCAAAUUUAAAGUCUUCGCGAUCGAUGCGUAGCGUGAAAACACCUUGGUAUCAAAAACCGAUUUUAACGCACGCCUACUUACUCGAUAUUCAAAGGGGCGCUAUGUUGACAGCAGUAUUUUCACUGUGUUUAGCCAUUUUUACCAUUUGUACCUCGAUAUUUGACCUCUACUGUCUUUCCCAAGCUGCACCAGGUUCAACUCAUUACGGUUAUUACAUAAUAUCCUAUGAAUUUGUUUACGUGGGUAAUCAACACGUUCGUAACGCUCUUGUUGUCUUUGCCUUGUUCUCUAUGCUUGGUGGAAUAACAGUGUUUGCCUCGUCCCUGAUGUUAAUAGUUGCUCUGCGAAAGGAAUACGAAAGAAAGAUGGUGCCAUGGCUAUACAGUUUUGCUGCUUUUACAGUUUUCAGAUUGUUUGCUUUUGUAUUCUCUAGUACAGUAAACGACAUGAUAUUUGGUUAUAACAUUGCAAUGUGCAUUUUAUGGAUGAUAUUUGUAUGUUUUUCCAUUUAUGGAUGGUUAAUCGUGUAUUCUUUGUACGUGGAAUUGUGCGACCUUACGAGGCUAGAAGAUUUGGCUCAUUUAAGAAUUGGUACCAUGCAAUCGCUAAAUGCAUCUACUACACAUUCUAUCGCUGGUUCUCGGCCGACAACACCACAUAGCGCGGUGUCGACGAUGCCUGCGAAUUAAAGCUCGACAGCAUAUAAAGAACUUUUGAAUUCCGCUACCGUGUCGUGAACACAUGGGUAGCGAAGAACUAUCCAAAUAAUUUGAUCAUCGUGUUAAAAUAGAGGAGACACAAGGGAGUGUACGACGUAGAUGUAUACACGGUGU
Habropoda laboriosa is the source of this 1209-nucleotide messenger RNA. RefSeq lists its product as uncharacterized. The coding region runs from base 304 to 1065 and encodes 253 amino acids. The record is from RefSeq and is a predicted model, not a curated record. NCBI's taxonomy places the organism in Eukaryota, Metazoa, Arthropoda, Insecta, Hymenoptera, Apidae. The transcript has 4 exons.